UUGUGCGCAUGCGCAUCAUUCACGUUCUCCCGUGUGCGUUUGAGUGUAUGAAGGUUGAACUGUCAACUGUCUUUAAACGAGAAACCAAGGUUUAAACACAAUAAUCUGCCUUUGGUUUACUGUCAUUGAUAUUUGUUUACGUCCCUUUAUUAUAAAGUUUAUAUUUCUACACGUCGAAUGCUACUUUGAGGAGUUAUAAAGCAAGGCCGAAUAUGGCCAGUCUGUCCAACUAUGCUCUGCGCAUGGCGCGCCUGAGUGCCCGAAUAUUUGGAGACGUGGCCCGACACACAGAUGCCAAGUCCAUGAAAGUGGUCGAAUUGUUUAAAGAGCCCCCAAUGGCCCAGAGAAAGGAAGUGUAUGACUGGUACCCACCACACAAGAUCUACUACUCCAUGACACAGAAGCUCCGAUACAUAGGACUCUUCAGAGAUGAGCACCAGGAUUUCAAGGAGGAAAUGAGGCGGUUGAGGAAACUCCGGGGUAAAGGAAAACCCAAAAAGGGAGAAGGGAAGAGAGCCACAAAGAAGAAAUAGGCCAAGGAUCUUUUCAUUAAUGGACAUCUGAUGAAGUGACUUUAUAUAUAAACUAAAUACUGUACUUGUAUGGACAGCAGGACUUUCAUUAUGACUGUGAUGAUGGAACACAAACCAAAAUAAUAAUUCACUUUCAAUGUCUGUGGUGGAGAUUAAAAGUUAAUUUUUGUACAA
This is a messenger RNA of Misgurnus anguillicaudatus (oriental weatherfish), 707 nucleotides long. RefSeq names its product mitochondrial ribosomal protein S33 (gene mrps33). The record is from RefSeq and is a predicted model, not a curated record. Gene Ontology annotation, cellular component: mitochondrion. Lineage: Eukaryota; Metazoa; Chordata; Actinopteri; Cypriniformes; Cobitidae.